Messenger RNA from Ustilago hordei, 627 nucleotides. RefSeq lists its product as uncharacterized. Bases 1 to 627 code for a protein of 208 amino acids. Lineage: Eukaryota; Fungi; Basidiomycota; Ustilaginomycetes; Ustilaginales; Ustilaginaceae. The transcript is spliced from 2 exons. The record is from RefSeq and is a predicted model, not a curated record.
AUGCAGGGUAUUGACUACCAUGAUACAUACUCGUCAGUAGUGAGUAUGACUUGUCUUCAACUCAUCAUUUGUUACGGCCUGAAGUUCAACUUCCGCAUCCGGAAAAUCGACUUUGUUGUGGCAUACCUCAAUGGUGAACUCACGGAUGUCGAUAUAUACAUGGCACUGCUGCCGGGUUUCGAGGAUCGAUACAGACAGUCACCGCGAUCAGCCUGUCAUCUCAAGAAGGCGCUCUACGGACCCAAGCAAUCCGGCCCCGAAUGGUUCGCAAAGAACGAGAACGGGCACACAUGGCAGCACGCCAAGAAUUUGUUCAUCCCAAAUCUCCAGCUACUGCAACUAGUGGGCAGCUGCGAGAAGUCAAAGCCCUCUGGGGCUGAACAGAAAGGGGGGGAUGUUGUUGGAAGUUUGAGAAAGGGGAGAGGGAAAAGGGAGGAUAUGCAGAUUUCGAGCUCCGGCUACCUUGUGGUUUUCUGUAAAGAUUAUUCCGAGCACACUUGUUUUUCUUGUGGUCGAUCGAUGUUUUUGUAUUGGAUCCUUUGCGUUUGUAUCAACCCCCAUCACUCUUUGUCGGAUGGUAGCUAUACUCCUACAACGCUAUUUGAAAUGGAAAGGGAGGCUUUGUAG